Soboliphyme baturini is the source of this 237-nucleotide messenger RNA. The record is from the annotation of a GenBank genome assembly. NCBI's taxonomy places the organism in Eukaryota, Metazoa, Nematoda, Enoplea, Dioctophymatida, Soboliphymatidae.
AUGAACAGCUAUUACGGUAGUGCGCUGGUAAACCCAUCAGUUAACGUCGAUGAAGUAAAGAAGAAUCGCUCCGGUAUCGCUUCCUGCUACUGCCCACGCCGUUACUACUUAGCCGUUUGCGCCUUUAUCGGUUUCUGCCUAAUGUACACCAUGCGAGUGAACUUGAGCAUCGCCGUACUGUAUAUGAAAAAAAGCCGAAUGACGCGAGUGGGAAACGAGACGGUAGACGACAAGUGA